ACAGCGCGGAGCUACCGCUGCUCGCGGGCCAUGGGGAGCCUGAAGGAAGAGCUGCUCAAGCCCAUCUGGCAUGCCUUCACCGCCCUCGACUUGGACAGGAGCGGCAAGGUCUCGAAGUCCCAGCUCAAGGUCCUUUCUCACAACUUGUGCACAUUGCUGAAUGUUCCACAUGAUCCAGUAGCCUUGGAAGAGCACUUUAGGGAUGAUGAUGAAGGACCUGUUUCCAAUCAGGGUUAUAUGCCUUAUUUAAACAGAUUCAUCUUGGAAAAGGUUCAAGGAAACUUUGACAAAGUUGAAUUCAAUAAAAUGUGUUGGACUCUGUGUGCCAAAAAGAACCUUAAGAGAAAUACCUUGCUCCUUACUGAUGAUGAUGCUUUUAAAGUGUGGGUCAUCUUCAAUUUUCUAUCUGAGGACAAAUAUCCACUAGUCAUCGUACCAGAGGAGAUUGAAUACCUGCUUAAGAAGCUGACAGAAGCCAUGGGUCUAGGCUGGCACCAAGAACAGUUUGAACAUUACAAGUUCAGCUUGGACACCAGUUGGGAAGGUCUUUCUGCCUGGGAAUUGAUUGAACUCAUCGGAAGUGGUCGGUUUAGCAAAGGGAUGGAUAGGCAAACAGUAUCUAUGGCAAUUAAUGAAGUCUUCAAUGAACUUAUAUUAGAUGUAUUGAAACAGGGUUAUAUGUGGAAGAAGGGACACAGAAGGAAAAACUGGACAGAACGUUGGUUUGUCUUAAAACCCAAUGUUAUAUCAUACUAUGUGGGUGAAGAUUUAAAGGACAAAAGAGGAGAUAUAGCACUGGAUGGCAAUUGCACUGUAGAGGCCUUGCCUGACAAAGAUGGAAAGAAAUGUCUCUUUCUCAUAAAUAGUUUAGAGAAAUGUUUUGAAAUCAGUGCUUCUGAUAAGAAGAAGAAACAGGAGUGGAUUCAAGCCAUUCAGACAACUGUAAAUCUGCUAAGAUUAAGUAGCCCUCCAAUUCACAAGGAGGCACGCCAGAAACGUAAAGAAUUGCGUCAGAAACUGCAGGCUGAACAAGAGGAUCUGGAGAGGCAAAUGAAAGAGCUGCAAGUGGCAAAUGAGAACAAGCAGAAGGAACUGGAGACUGUCCGGAAGCAACUUGAAGAAGCUGCAACUCGAGCCUCAGAAGAAGAGAAGAAGCGUCUGCAGACUCAAAUGGAACUGCAAGAUCAUUUCAGUCUUGAGCUGGAGAGAGAGAAAAUGAUAAGACAGAAAAUGGAAGAACAGGUUGCCCAGAAGUCAUCGGAGCUAGAACAGUAUUUACUGAGAGUCCAGGAACUUGAAGACAUGUAUAAGCAGCUCCAGGAGGCCUUGGAGGAUGAGAAACAGGCACGCCAAGAUGAGGAGACCGUUAGGAGACUUCAAGCCAGGCUAUUGGAAGAAGAGUCUGCCAAGAGAGCAGACCUGGAGAAAUGGCACUUAGAGCAGCAACAGACCAUUCAGGUGACUGAAGCAGAGAAGCAGGAGUUGGAAAAUCAGAGGAUGAUGAAGGAAAGUGCUCUUCAAGUUGCCAUGCAACAGUUAGAACAACUGGAAUUGGAUAGGAAGCAAGCACUUGAACAAUACGAGGAGGUGAAAAAGAAGUUGGAAGUGGCAGCAAACAAGACCAAGAGUUGGAAAGAUAAAGUAGCUCAUCAUGAGGGAUUAAUUCGAUUAAUUGAACCAGGUUCCAAGAAUCCUCACUUGAUCACAAAUUGGGGACCAGCAGCCUUCACUGAAGCUGAACUUGAGCAGAGAGAGAAGAGUUGGAAGGGGAAAAGGAGCGCUUCUGAGCAAUGAACAUAGCUUAAAUAUUUUGGGGUGGGAGGGAAGAAAUCUAAUUGUUAAAUGAAAUAAUCUAUACCAUCUUAAUGUGAAAAUAGAGUUGGUUGAAGGUUUCCAUCAACAAGUUGGAUUGAACUACAAAAUAUAAACUGACUACUGCACAUUAUUGGCUAAUGCAUUCUCAUGCUCUUAUAUAAUGGGAACCAAUAAAUUAUAGCAGAGUUUGGGUUGGGGUGGUCAACAUAGCUUACAUAAAUUCUGUUUGGAACAAAGAACACAGAUCAGGAAAAUUUGUAUGUUUCUGACUUCAGUUGUGCUUUUCACCAAUUGAGGGGAAACAGAAAUGAAACACAAAGACCAUUGUGGGACAAGAUGAGCCUGUUCACAUGCUUAGUUAUCUUAAACUGGCUAAAGAACUGUAAACUCAACCUGUUUGUUAUAGGUUUGGGGCAAUAAAAGGUCAUGUAAACAGUAGAAGGGCUAUUAUCUUUGGUCAAUACAGUCUACAGUCUCAUGGAAAAAAACACAUCAGCCUAUUCAGUGAAUCAGUAUAGCCGCUAAGGAGGUGUGGCUGAAAUGUCCUGGAAUUCUUUUCUCAUAUAGAUAUGGGCUGCAAUCUCAGGAAAACAGCUGAGAUCCUGAUUUCUAAAUCUAAGCAAUGCUGAAGUGUUUAAAGGAAAAAGAGGAGAGAUCCUGGGUUGGAUCCAGAUGUAAGCUGGAUCAACUGUGCUGGUGGAAGUGGACUUCCCCACACCUCCUUCCCCUGGCAGCCCCUUUAGCCCUCUAAAAUGCUACACAGAGAAGAGACCCUGUUAAAUGAGAUUAGCUGAGGGGCAGGGGGAUCCCCCCAAAUCAGGCAGAGGAACCAGAUCCUGAAUCCAACCCCAUGAGUACUGUAUUAAAGAGCACCUACGAUUCCUCUAUGUCUGAUCAUUUAGCAGUAUCUGUCUGGAAAUGGUAGACAACUACAAAUUAUUUGUAAUUUUAAGGAAUACAAAUAUCUUCUUUGCUAGAAGAUAGCUUUUGACAGAAUUCUGGCAGUCCUUUUCUAUUUUUAGGAAGCCUGGUUUAGGAAUUCAUAGCCCAGUCUUGAGCCUUUUACUCUAAAAUACUUUUAAUAACUGGGUUUUGUUUUAGUAUUUCUUAUAUAUUUAGAGGGGAAAGUGUUUGUUCAGUAUUCUUCUUGUUUGCCUUCUGUAAACACUCACAAAAAAUCAAAGUACUGAAAUGUGACGGGGUGGGGAGAUGAUUUUGUCCCCUUGUAUUUUUUUCUCAGGCAUCAGACACCAGCAGUUUACUCUGCUAAACUUUUCAGAUAAAGCCUUGUGCCUUAAAGACAUGUCGGUUAAAGAAAUAUUUGCCAGAAGUGUUGUGUUUGUGUGUGCCUGUUUCAUACAAAUCUCUUGUAGACUAGUGCUAUCCAAUCCUUUGGUACCUGGGGCAGGUUUUUUUUUUUCUGGGUUAAAAUUGGAGUCACAUUUCACUUUUUACCUGCAGAUAUAUACAUAUUCCUCUAUUCCACUCCCACAAUAAUGGGCAGGCAUGUUCUGUGCAACUGCAUGAUAGCAGUUAAUAUUGUCCACCAGUGUUUCACCUCCCCUUUACCCAGGGUAUCAGGGAUGGUGUUGAGCUUUCUAGACAAUAGUGAUGCUUCUGGGAUUCCUCUUCCCCCUGAUCUAAUGUGGCUUUAUUAAGGAAUUGUGGUGUGUCCUAACUCCUUCCCUUGGGAUGCUGUCACUGCUCAUAUAUUGGCAGGGCAAGAGAAAAUCAUUGCUGCAUGGGUCCUCCCUAAUUUGGGAUACAGGUGGUGGAUGUAUCUAACAUGGUGACUUAGUCCUUCUCCUAUUGCAUACUUUGGGAAUCACUGCUGCAGACUGCUGGUCUCAUUUUGUAUGAAAUGAUCUACACAAUUUGCUUUGCCUCUCUAAGGAUACAAUCCUAUGCACACUUACCUGAGAGUAAGCCUGAUUGAACACAGUAGAUCCUUCUGAGUAACUGUUUGUACUGUUUGCCAGUCAACUACUUUUUGAAUUACAGGCAUCUGCUCAAGUAAUUUCUUAACAAACUAUCCUUGCUUACCAAACUUGUACAGUUUUCCUAUACAUUCCAAAUAUUAGUGCAGCUAAUAAUUGCUAAAUUAUUUUACACGUAAAUGUAAAAUUAAUAUUUUAGUUUUAAAGUAUGUGAAUAUAGAAUAGCAUCACUGGACUUUUUUAAUGUCUUAAUACCACAGGAACAGAAUUUUACAAUCUUGAAGAAGAGCCAUCCCAUCAAUUUCUGGGACUCAGUAGGGGAAAUCAUGCAAGCACUACCAUUCAUCACUCUCCAUUCAUUUCAUUAGGGUGGAUAUGAAUUUCUCAUGCAGUUAAAGGAUGAAAUUAAUGGAGUGUAUGCAGCAAUAAUGCUGGAUCAAUUGGGACCUCCAUGAUUUUGGGCUUACCAAAAAAAAAGCAAACAAAUGCUGAAGAGUCCCAGCUCCAUUGAGGUCUUUGUGUGUUUAGCUCAAUUUGUUUAUAAUAAUUGAAAUGGUUUUGUUUAUAAAAAUGUUUCAACAGUGAUUAUGUGCAUGAAUAUUAAUGAAACACAGCUUCUCAAACUUUUACUUCCUGUACAAUAAAAUUAGUUCUUUAUGUUGGAGAUAUGUUCACAUUCCUAACUUGAUUCGAACCACCAAUUCCAAUAUUGUUAUACUUUGUUAAAAUCUGGGAAGCAAGUUGAGGUGAUAUUUAUAAUGUCCAAACAUAUUAGUUUAAUGUCUACUGUUACAUUACAUUGGAUAAGUUUCGUUAAUAUUUUUUGCUAACAACCAUAGUGCGUUGGCCCAAUUUAAGGAAGUGCCAAUGAUACAUAUUUUCAUAUGUUCCGUUUUUACUAGAGCAUCUAUUAAAAUGUAAUA
This is a messenger RNA of Elgaria multicarinata webbii, 4675 nucleotides long. RefSeq names its product switching B cell complex subunit SWAP70 (gene SWAP70). Lineage: Eukaryota; Metazoa; Chordata; Lepidosauria; Squamata; Anguidae. The transcript has 12 exons. Gene Ontology annotation, cellular component: cytoplasm; nucleus. The record is from RefSeq and is a predicted model, not a curated record. Bases 31 to 1794 code for a protein of 587 amino acids.